This is a messenger RNA of Prunus armeniaca (apricot), 273 nucleotides long. The record is from the annotation of a GenBank genome assembly. NCBI's taxonomy places the organism in Eukaryota, Viridiplantae, Streptophyta, Magnoliopsida, Rosales, Rosaceae.
AUGAAGGAAAUCUCUCUAAGGGUUCAUGUUGACGAAGAGACUGUGAUGACGGCAGCUGUGUGGUGGUGGUGGUAUGGCAGCGGUCGCCCGCCUAGCCUGUCAAGACCGCCUAGCGCCCGCCUAGCCCGCCUAGCCCGCCUAGACCGCCUAGCGCCCGCCCAGCCCCCGCCUAGCCCGCCUAGACCGCCUAGUCCCCGCCUAGCCCGCCUAGCGCCCGCCCAGCCCCCGCCUAGCCCGCCUAGCGCCCGCCCAGCCCGCCUAUCUCCCGCCUAG